AUGGAUAUCAAAUCUAUACUAUUUUAUGCAGCAGAAGGUUCGGCGAGCGAUUUUGAGGCUCAAGUGAAACAGCUCGAGAAACGACGGCUGAAAAAUGUGAUGCACAGUAAUUUGAAUGAGUCAAGUGAGAAAAUUGAUGAGUUUUGGGAUACGAAGGACGAGAAAGGGCGCAAUGUCUUGUUCCAUGCAGCGAUUACUGACAAUUUGAAGAAUUUUCUGUUCGUGAUGAAAAAACGUCAAAUCCAAAAAGAGACCCUUCAUUUUAUCACUGACUAUAACAAAGCUACAGUACUCCACUGGGCAACUCAAUAUAAUUGCAUAAAGGUUGUACGGGAACUGACUCAAAUGUUUGAAAAAUCUGAAAACUCUGCGGAACGAGAAUUUCUCUACAAUCUUAUUCUUGCCAAAGACUGCGAAUCGGUGACUCCUUUGCAUAUCGCCGCAACCAAGUUGGAUACUAAGAUUCUGAGGAUGUUCAUUGAAUCCCUCAGAUAUUAUCCGGCGGCUUCUAAACUUUAUUUGACUGUGCAAGACAAGCGACUGAGAACACCGAUACAUUACGCGGCUUGUAAAGUGAAUUUGGAGGCGAUUCGCAUUCUAUUAGACCAAAACUAUGGAUUUCUGCCGGACCAACGUGACAAGACAGGAGUGAUUCCGUUGAUGUGUGCAGUUGGUGUCAACCUGCCACAAGCACUACCCGUUAUUCGACUACUUCAAAAGAAGAAGCCAGUUUCGAUGACUCGUCAAAAUAGAGACGGAAUGACUGCUCUUCACAUAGCUGUAGCGGCUAGAAACCUUGACGCUGUCCAUUUACUUAUAGAGUUGGAGUGCUCCGUUGAUUUGGUGGAUAAUGAGCAACGCACUCCGUUGCAUUAUGCAGCGGAGCACGGGUACCCGGAAAUUGUCAGAUUUUUGUUGAGUCAAGGCGCCCGAAACUCAACUCGUGACAACAUCGGUGCCACACCUGCUCACUACGCCGCGCAAUUCUCCGUGGAAUGCCUUAAGAUCAUAUUCGAAGAGUCUAAAAUCACAGAAGUCAAUGAUAACGAGAAUCGGAGCUGUCUAAUGUGGGCAGUGUGUUCUGGGAAUAUUGAUGUGAUAAACUAUUUGAUUCAACGAGAGGAUACUCCGAAACGUGCGGCGCGGGAUAAGCAUGGGUAUACUGCGUUGCAUUUGGCGGCGAUGGUUGGAAAUGAGAAAGUUUGCAAGAUUCUGACUAAUCAGGGUUGGUCAUUCUCCGAACGCGACAAUCACUCCAACACCGCGCUCCAUCUGGCAUCCGGACGUGGGCACACCGACGUUCUGCGUUGCCUCGUUUCAUCCGGAGCCCACAUGAAUGAUGUGGAUGAGAUCGGAAGGACACCGAUAUUCUGGGCGUGUAUGGGUGGGCAGUCUCAUACAUUGCAUUGUAUGAUCAAGGAUUUGAGCUUUGAGUGGCGGACAUCGGGACCGAAUUCCCGUCCGGUCAGCGAUAAUUACGGAAGGACAGCGUUGCAUGCGGCGGCGAAUGCUGGCUCGUCGGCGUGUAUUAAUGUUUUAUUGAAUAUCGAGCAAGAAGACAACUUUCUCUCCUUCCCACUCGUCGGCUGGCUAGACAUAAACGGCGAAACAGCACUUCAUGAGGCAUGUUUGGUUGGAAAAUUCGAUUGCGUUCUGUCCCUGUUGAAAGGUGGAAGUGGCAUCAAUGCUUUCGGUCGUCUCGGGCGGACACCACUCGAUUGUGCACUUCUACCAACUCAAGGUCCACCGAAUAAGAUCAUAAUUGAUCAUUUGAAGUCUGAAAGCGCGCUGACUUAUUAUGAAUUGAAAAACGCCGCCGCCAUUUUGUUUCAGAGGUGUUGGAGACGGAGAAAGUUGAUUAGAGCUAUUCGACACUGA
Molecule: messenger RNA, 1878 nt
Organism: Caenorhabditis remanei
Lineage: Eukaryota; Metazoa; Nematoda; Chromadorea; Rhabditida; Rhabditidae
Exons: 8
Coding region: 1-1878 (625 amino acids)
Molecular function (GO): protein binding
Source: RefSeq, a predicted model, not a curated record